CGCCGUCACCCUGCCCGACCUCACCGACUACGGCGACAUUGACAUAGGUGACAGCCCUCGCCGCUUUCAGGACGAGCAGGAACUAAAUAGUGUUUUGUCCCAGAUCUGGACCCAUCACCUAAUUAAAGUAACCCAUCGCUUGUCUCAACUUAGCGCGACCAUCCCAGGACAAGCGUGAGUCCAGGAAUCAAGGUCCAAUAACUGGGACUUGCUAGUUCUAGGUAUAAAACCCUCCUACGCUGAGCCUAAGCUAAGUCACACCAGAUCAAAAAUGCUUACUUCCAACAUACUCACUCUUCUACUGACUACUGCUUCGGCUUCUUCAAUACCAAGCAGUACCAUCGAUCGAAGCCUAAUUCCAGAGUUUGGCUUAAGAGCCGGUCAGAGUCCGAACGGAAGUGGUAGCUGUGCUACUGCUAACAACAUUCUAAUCCCAUGCUUCUGCCCACCAGACCGCGGAGAGUUUGUCGACAGGGUUAAUUCAGCCGUCGCUGCUGGAAAUGUUCUUGGAACUCCAGUAACGUUUAACGUCGACCCUCUUGCGCAAUCAGAUAAAGAUCGAUUCGACCGUGCAACUACUUGUCUAAUCGUUUUACAGAACUUCAACGGUACACGCGGCGUGGGCUGUCCUGCAGUCUCUGUGCCAAACAUCCUUAGUCAGCAGAAGCAGUUCGCGCGUUUAUUAUAGUGCGAAAGCUUCAAGGGAGUACUAUAGUGAUGAGGACCUGUGAUGGAGGAGCCCUGCUACGCUAUGACCUAAGGUCCCCAUCUCUCAGGCGGAGUUAUUUUUCUGUAGAGGCGGUUGGUAAUAUGGGCCUUUGGGGAUAUGAGCCGUGUAUGGAUUUAGUGGUGGAGUAGAGAAGAACGCCGUGAAUGGAGAUGACUUUCUUGAUCAGAUGCUGUGGGUUUCUACCCUUCGAUAGUGUAGCGCAGAUAUAGAGAAGGCUUUUCUUUCCAACGUAGCGUCCAAUGCU
Messenger RNA from Trematosphaeria pertusa, 974 nucleotides. RefSeq lists its product as uncharacterized. The transcript has a single exon. Lineage: Eukaryota; Fungi; Ascomycota; Dothideomycetes; Pleosporales; Trematosphaeriaceae. Bases 272 to 688 code for a protein of 138 amino acids. The record is from RefSeq and is a predicted model, not a curated record.